Molecule: messenger RNA, 1908 nt
Organism: Penaeus indicus
Lineage: Eukaryota; Metazoa; Arthropoda; Malacostraca; Decapoda; Penaeidae
Product: protein tramtrack, beta isoform-like
Exons: 10
Coding region: 1-1659 (552 amino acids)
Biological process (GO): regulation of transcription by RNA polymerase II
Cellular component (GO): nucleus
Molecular function (GO): protein binding
Source: RefSeq, a predicted model, not a curated record
AUGUUAGGGCUGAGGUUCUCCCGAGUGGUCGAUAUCGAACCCUGGGGGUCGAUGGGACUAUCCAAGGGGGUCGGUCGAUACACGCCUGGGGGUCAGAAGGAGGUCGAUACACGCUGGGGCCUAACUAGAACAUUCGUAGACGACAUAGAUGUGGACAGUGGGCGGGUGUUCGCACAACAAUUAUCAAUGGUCGAGCCGCGCGUGGCGGGUAUCAGCAAUCAAUUAGUGGCGGGCAGCAUGAAGCCGCAGCUCCAGACCGUGGCUGUUGAGGAAUCCGUCGUCAUGCCAGAAGACUCCUCCAGGAAUACAGGAUGGUUCUCCAGUCCCCUGCUGUUCUUAUCUUUAGAAGCAUCCACAAAUGGCAGUGAAAUGAAACUUUGUAUUGAGGGUGGACAAGAGUUAACUCCAACAGAGUCGCAGUCAAAGAGAAGUAGUCUACCGACCCCAGCGGGUAGCUACACUGAUGUAACCCUGGCAUGCGAGGGCAAGUUCUACCCCGUCCAUAAACUGGUUCUAUCAACUUGUAGUGAAUACUUUAGUGACAUUUUUGACCGCACGCCAUGCAAAAACCCGGUUGUAGUUCUUAAGGACAUACAGUGUCGUGAUCUAGAGUUCUUGCUAGACUAUAUGUACAUAGGUGAAGUGAAUGUGAGACAGAAUGAACUCUCAUCCCUCAUAAAGGCUGCCGAGUGUCUCAGAGUGAAAGGUUUAGCUGUGCCAGAUGAAGAACCUAAGCAGGCAACAGUGGCCACCACCAAUACCACCACCACCAACAACAACAGUGGGUUUUCUGGGACGAGGCAGCGGCCAGUGGAGCAGCAACAGCAGCAACAACAGCAGCAGCAGCAGCAGCAGCAGCAACAACAGCAGCUUGGUGAACGCAGCAGUAGCCCCCCGGCCAAGAGGCGAAAGGGGGAUGAGCGGAGAUCUAGCAACCCUCCCCCGGAAGCCGAACCAAGUACCGUGGUGCCGCUUGUCGACCGACCCCUGGAAGACAAGCCCAGCGAUGAGCCGUGCUUACCUCAACCCCCACAGGAGUCAGAAGUGGCAGCCGGUGAGGCAGAAGGAGAAGCUAUGGAGCCGCCACCACUACCUCACAUAAAAAUAGAACAGGACCUCGAAUACCAGGAUAACUACGACAUCCCCUUGAACUCCAACCCUUCAAGCUUUGACGGCGAGCCUUAUGCAGGAGAGUCUGAAGAUGGAGUUCGGACAAAGGUGGAAGGAAAAGACAAUGGAAAUGUUAUGGAUGAUGACUUAGGAGCUAAUUUCUCUGACAUGCUACAGUCAACUCUAACAAGUGAAGAAAACAUGGAACAUCACUCAGGAAUCCAUCCACAUGUAAAUUUAGAGUCGUGGGAUGGUGUAUCGGGCGCGAGAGCUCUGCCGGGACACAACCUGUCUGCUGCAACCGUUUCCCACACUCCCUUGGCACACCACCAACAACAGAAGUACCCAGCCACUGGGGACCUCCUCUGUCCCAUCUGCGGAAGAGCAAGCAGCCGCCGCGACAACUUGGAAAGACACAUCCGCAGCCACCUGGGGGACAAGCCUUUCAAGUGCCCUUUCUGCUCCUUCCGCUCGCAGCUCAAGUGGAACAUGAAGUCGCACAUUGAGCGAAGACAUCCCCAGUCGUGCCAGCCCCCCCCACCACAAUGACGUCCCCACUGAGAGCUAUGGGCUUGGAGGCAGGGCAGGGCUGUCUCGCUUGUUACCAGUGUCUGUUUUUUUUUUUUCCCCCCCCCCUUGUUAUUAGGGAAUCUUGUGAUAUUUUUUCUCCACUUUUUAAAAGUUUUUUUUUUUUUUUUCUUUUUUUUAAGGUUGUUAAGUGGCAAGUUUGCAUUAGUGUGAGAGUUGCAAGCACCCUUUCUUUCUCUUCCCUUGCUUGCCUUCCUUCAUUUCUUUUUU